AUUUCCUUGUUAACUUCAAUUUGAACAAAGGCUCAAUAUACUCAGACUCAUUUUUCUGUUGUGUCGAUCUAAUUCGCAGGAUAAGCAAAUUCGCCCAAUCAACUUCAAGACUUCAACCUUUGAUUUGAUUUAGUUACUCCCACCAAGCAAUGGCUGUGUUUGCUUCUGCUUCUUCUUCCCGAGUGAAAUAUGAUGUUUUCAUCAGCUUUCGAGGUUCAGACAUCAGAUCUGGUUUCCUCAGCCAUUUAACAAAGGAGCUGCGUCGAAAGCAGGUAGACGUCUAUGUGGAUGACAGGCUGGAGAGAGGAGAUCAAAUAUCGUCUGCACUUGACGAAGCCAUAGAAGGAUCAAUGAUUGCGUUGGUCAUAUUCUCCAAAGAUUAUGCUUCUUCAAAGUGGUGCUUGCAAGAGCUUGUCAAAAUCAUGGAAUGUAAGGAAGCAAGCGGACAAAUUGUGUUACCAGUUUUCUAUUGUGUAGAUCCUUCAGAUGUCAGGCGUCAAAAACGAACUUAUGCAGAUGCAUUUGCACAUCUUGAACUGAAGUUCAAGGAUAACUCAAACGAGUUGAAAAAUUGGAGAUCUGUCUUGAAGAAAACCGCAGACUUAUCUGGUUAUCAUUCAUCAAAUUUUCAAAACGAAUCACAGCUCAUUGAUGCAAUACUCCAAGAUGUCCUAAAAAAAUUGGAAGAUAACAACCCGGUUGCGCCACAAUCCCAUCUAGUUGGAUUGGAUCAAAAUCUCGCCAUUGUUGAAUCAUUAAUGAAAAUUACGUCACAGGAAGUUCUACUUCUUGGUAUUUGGGGUGUUGGUGGGAUAGGCAAAACAACCCUGGCUCGAGCUACAUUUGACAAAUUCUCUUCUCAAUUUGAAAGCUAUUGCUUCAUAGAAAAUGUGAGAGAGGAAUCAACGAAGAGCAAUGGUUUGAGUCAUUUGCGUCAAAAGCUUCUUUCUAAGCUAUUAGACCAAGAUGCAGGUCUCCCCAUAGAUAUGAAUUAUGCAAGGAGAAGGCUAUCACGAAAAAGAGUCUUGAUUGUGCUUGAUGAUGUAUCCAAUUCAAAGCAAUUAAAAGAUCUAGCUGGACAACAACUUUGCUUGGGGCGUGGCAGCAGAGUAAUUGUAACAAGUAGAGACAAGCAUGUUUUUAGGAUUGGAGGGAUUCAUGAUGAAUAUAUACAUGAAGUCAAGGAGUUGAAUUUUGAAGAAUCACUAAAACUUUUUAGUUUACAUGCCUUCAAGCAAACUCACCCUAAUGUGGGAUAUGAAAGGCUAUCAGAAAUGACAGUUGCCUAUGCUAAAGGCAUUCCUCUAGCUUUAGAAGUUUUGGGUUCCCAUUUUCAUUCUAGAGAUAAGGCAUACUGGGAGAGUGAGCUUGAGAAACUUAGAAAGUGUCCCCAUCCAGAAAUUCAAAAUAUAUUGAAAGUUAGUUAUGAUGGAUUAGAUGACAUGGAUAAGGAAAUAUUUUUAGACAUUGCAUUUUUUUUCAUUGGAGAAGAAAAAGAUAGAGUUAUUCAUGUGCUAGAAGCUUGUGGUUUUAAAGCAGUUAGUGGAAUACAAAAUCUCAUGGAUAAAUCUCUCAUAAAACCAGGUUGGCUGAAUGGUAAAAGUACUGAAAUGCAUGAUUUGAUACGAGAAAUGGCUAAGCAAAUAGUUCGUGCGGAAUGUAUUAAAGAUCCUGCAUUACGUAGCCGAUUAAAAGAUACAGAUGAAAUUUAUAAUGUAUUAGAAAGUAACAUGGGAACUAAUAAAAUUGAAGGCAUCAUAUUGGAUUUGGAUCAAAUCAAACAUUUACAAUUGGACCCAGACACCUUUGCAAAGAUGAAAAAUUUAAGAUUUCUCAAAAUUUUUCACCCUAAACCACGGAUGAUUGAGCACAAGACAUAUCAUCAUAUAGAGCUUCCUUUUGGUCUGGGCUCUUUUCCAAAGAAAUUAAGGUAUUUUUAUUGGGAACAAUAUCCACUGAAGUCUUUGCCGUUGGGCUUUAAUGGUAAGAACCUUGUUGUACUUCAUAUGACAGACAGCAAUAUUAAAGAGCUUUGGGAUGGAGUGCAGGAUCUUGUGAAUCUAAAGACAUUAAAUUUGUUUAGGUGUAAACAAUUGGUUGAGCUGCCUAAUUUCUCUAUGGCAUAUAAUCUUGAAGAAGUCAAUCUCUGGAUGUGUGAAAGUCUACAUAGUAUUCAUCCAUCUAUUUUAUCUCUCCAAUCUCUUGUUAGAUUGAAUGUUUGUUUUUGUCGGGAAUUAGAAAGUCUUGAAAGUGAGACUCAUUUAGAAUCUCUCUCUUACCUUGAUUUUGGCUUUUGUAAGAGCCUCCGGAAAUUCAGUUUGUCAUCAAAGAAAUUGGGGAGUUUGUAUUUCAGUGAGACUGAAGUUGAAAUAUUGCAUUUGCUGCCAAUGGGAGGUUUCACGGAGCUCAAAAUCCUUGUGAUUUAUAAGGGUGAAAGAUUAAGGAGUCUUCCGAUAAGUGAGCUAUGUGGCUUGACAAAUCUUGAGAAAUUUAGAAUUUUGAAUUUCCAACAGGUGAUCCACACAACAGAGCUGCGCUCUCUUUUUGAUGCUUGGCGUAAUUUAAAAGACCUAAGUUUGGAAAGAUGCAGUUACUUGCUGGAAAUCCCUGACAAUAUCAAGGCCUUAACAAGCUUGAAAAUCAUGAUCUUGAAAGACUGCGAGAGGCUUAAGUCUAUACUUGGACUUCCUCCCUUCCUUAAAGUAUUAUAUGCUGGAGGAUGCACUUCAUUAGAGAUUGUAUUCUCUGAUUCUCUAGUUCAAAAUCAGUGUCAAUUUCAUUUCGAUGAUUGUAUAAAGUUGGAUGAGUGUUCUCUUCGCUUCAUUGAGAAACUAACUCAUUUCUCUUUGACUUCAGCCUGUGAGGAUAAGAAGCUUCGUUUUGUUUGGGCUUGUUACCCCGAAAGCAGAGUUCCAAAAUGGAUGGAAUAUAAACAUCAGAUAGAGGCUUCCAAUGCUAUGGAAGUCAUCUGCAAUCUCAAACGAUCACCCAUCAUAUUGUGUUGCUGCAUUGUUCCUUCUCAUCUUUGCUCACCUAAAAUGUUGACGAUCUACUGUGAUUUCUCUUAUGAUGAUGACAACAAAUUCCGCAGUUCAUUUUUUGCUUCCUCCCUCCUUAAAAUGAAUUCGGAUUGUGUUUGCAUAUGGCACAUGGAAUUGGAAAGGGAUUCGUUUGGUGCUGGAGCAGGUGAUGUUGCCAAGAUUUCAUGUGAAUUCUCUGCGGACUAUUACGUUGAUUUUGAUCAUGGAGAGGUAGAGACAGUUCCAAUGAAAGCAUGUGGAGUGCACGUGACAUAUAACUCACAGUCAGACUCGGAUGAAGAGCGACUCCCUCCAACAAAUCUCAUGACGACUUCACCUGUCACCCCUUGCAACUAAAAUUUAUACACAAGCAAACAAAAGCAUCACCACCCACACUGCGGUUGCUUCUUGUCCUAAGAUCAAGUCCAAAAUACAGUAGUGAAGAGUCUUUU
This is a messenger RNA of Prosopis cineraria, 3472 nucleotides long. Its product is annotated as disease resistance protein RPV1-like. The transcript has 6 exons. The record is from RefSeq and is a predicted model, not a curated record. Gene Ontology annotation, biological process: signal transduction; defense response. Gene Ontology annotation, molecular function: ADP binding. NCBI's taxonomy places the organism in Eukaryota, Viridiplantae, Streptophyta, Magnoliopsida, Fabales, Fabaceae. Bases 150 to 3377 code for a protein of 1075 amino acids.